AGUUAUCCGGCUGCACGGCCGUAGGACUCUGGUGUUGGAUGGCACCCGGCCUGUGCGUGUUUCUGGAACAGCUUUCAUCAGAAAGACUUCACUCCUUCAGUCUGCACAGCCCUCAGAAUGAAUUCCACAGUGAAUGUGAGCGAUGAGCAUACUGCUCAUGACUUCAUGUUUACGUCCGAAUCUGUGGGAGAGGGACAUCCUGAUAAGAUAUGUGACCAGAUCAGUGAUGCUGUGCUGGACGCUCACCUGAGGCAAGACCCUGAUGCUAAGGUGGCUUGUGAGACGGUGUGUAAGACGGGCAUGGUGCUGCUCUGUGGGGAGAUCACGUCUCGAGCCAACGUGGACUACCAGAGAGUGGUGAGAGAAGUCAUCCAGCAUAUUGGUUACGAUGACUCGCAGAAAGGAUUUGACUAUAAGACCUGUAACGUGCUGGUAGCCCUGGAGCAGCAGUCACCUGACAUCGCUCAGGGAGUUCAUAUCGAUCGCACGGAGAGCGAAAUCGGAGCUGGAGACCAGGGUCUGAUGUUUGGAUACGCCACAGAUGAGACAGAGGAGUGCAUGCCCCUCACCAUAGUCCUCGCCCACAAACUCAACGCUAAGAUGGCCGAGCUGAGACGAAAUGGGACGGUCCCCUGGCUCCGCCCAGACUCAAAGACACAGGUAACAGUUCAUUACGCCCAGGAAAAUGGUGCUGUGAUCCCCAAAAGAGUGCACACUGUGGUGAUCUCCGUGCAGCACGAUGAUAACGUGUGUGUGGAGGAGCAGAAGAAGGUGCUGAAGGAAAAGGUCAUCAAAGCCGUGGUGCCUUCACGCUACCUGGACGAGGACACCAUCUAUCACCUGCAGCCCAGCGGACGCUUUGUGAUUGGAGGGCCGCAGGGUGAUGCAGGAGUGACGGGCAGGAAAGUCAUCGUGGACACGUACGGUGGUUGGGGGGCCCACGGGGGCGGAGCUUUCUCUGGAAAGGACUACACCAAGGUGGACCGCUCGGCCGCCUACGCUGCACGCUGGGUGGCAAAAUCUCUGGUGAAGGCCCAGCUGUGCAGGCGGGUACUGGUGCAGGUGGCGUAUGCGAUUGGAGUGGCCCACCCACUCUCCAUCUCCCUGUUCACCUACGGCUCCUCUCCAAAGAGCGAGAAGGAGCUUCUGCAGAUCGUCAAUAAAAACUUUGACCUCAGACCUGGAGUCAUAGUCAGAGACCUGGACCUAAAGAGACCAAUCUACCAGAAGACGGCAUGCUACGGACACUUUGGCAGGAAGGAGUUUCCCUGGGAGGUCCCGAAGAACCUCAACUUCUAGUGUGUGUGUGUGUGUGUGUGUGUGUGUGUGUGUGUGUGUGUGUGUGGUGGAGUCCAUAUGGCCUUUGUUCAUUGCUCUGAGUCUGAGGUGUGGGUGGGUCAGAGGUGUUCCAGCUGUCGGCGACAAAGUCCCUAAAUGACAACUGUGAAGCAUGAGAGAUAUUUACACUUUAAAUCUAAACUGUUAAAGAAAAAAAUAAACCGAGUGGAUGACCAAAUUUUAAAGGAGAAAAACCGUGCAUGGGUCAUGUCUCAAGCGUUUCAGUGAGUUUUUGAAGAGCCUGUGGGGAUUCUGCACAUGUUUGAGGUUUUCUCGUGCUCUUUUAUGACUAUUUCAAUGACAAACUCUGACAGUCAGCUAAACCUCUUUGAAUAAUUUUUAUCACAAGCGUCUCAGUUUUGCCUGGAUAAAAAUGAACUUCCAUCCACCCAAUUAAGGGUCACUGGGGGGCUGGAGCCUUUUCCAGCUACUAUAGGGCGAGAAGCACGGACAACACAUUGAACUCACAUUCACAUCUAUAGACAAAUCAGAGUCACCACGUAACCCAACUCUACUACCUGCAUGUCUUUGGACUGUGGGAGAACGCCGCAGUAUGCAGAGAGAA
This is a messenger RNA of Pundamilia nyererei, 1903 nucleotides long. RefSeq names its product S-adenosylmethionine synthase isoform type-1-like. Gene Ontology annotation, molecular function: methionine adenosyltransferase activity; ATP binding. The record is from RefSeq and is a predicted model, not a curated record. NCBI's taxonomy places the organism in Eukaryota, Metazoa, Chordata, Actinopteri, Cichliformes, Cichlidae. Gene Ontology annotation, biological process: S-adenosylmethionine biosynthetic process. The coding region runs from base 118 to 1299 and encodes 393 amino acids. The transcript is spliced from 9 exons.